Molecule: messenger RNA, 2104 nt
Organism: Canis lupus familiaris (dog)
Lineage: Eukaryota; Metazoa; Chordata; Mammalia; Carnivora; Canidae
Gene: BEST2
Product: bestrophin 2
Exons: 11
Coding region: 45-1733 (562 amino acids)
Molecular function (GO): chloride channel activity
Source: RefSeq, a predicted model, not a curated record
GUCCGGCUCAGCCCCCUCCCCAGCGCACCCCGCCCGGCGCCGCGAUGACCGUCACGUACACGGCCCGCGUGGCCAAUGCGCGCUUCGGCGGCUUCUCGCAGCUGCUGCUGCUGUGGCGCGGGAGCAUCUACAAACUUCUGUGGCGCGAGCUGGUCUGUUUCCUCGGGCUCUACAUGGCGCUGAGUGCCGCCUACCGCUUCGUGCUGACCGAAGAGCAGAAGCGCUACUUCGAGAAGCUCGUCAUUUACUGUGACCAGUAUGCCAGUCUCAUCCCGGUCUCUUUCGUGCUGGGUGUGGCCCCAAUUUCCAGAGACCUUGGAUAUCACCUGGUUACAGUCCCCAGGCUCCCGACGGGGUGGCUCCCUGUGGCCAGGGUGACAACCUGCCGAUGUGUCCCUAACAUAGGCCGUGUCUCCACCUCCAUACUGAGAUCCCAAUCCCACAUCCCAGGUUUCUAUGUGACGCUAGUGGUGCAUCGCUGGUGGAAUCAGUACCUGUGCAUGCCGCUGCCCGACGCGCUCAUGUGCGUGGUGGCAGGCACGGUGCACGGACGCGACGAGCGAGGCCGCCUCUACCGGCGCACGCUCAUGCGCUACGCGGGGCUGUCAGCUGUGCUGAUCCUGCGCUCCGUCAGCACCGCGGUCUUCAAGCGCUUCCCCACCGUAGACCACGUAGUGGAGGCGGGGUUUAUGACCCGCGAGGAGCGCAAGAAGUUCGAAAACCUGAAUUCUUCCUACAACAAGUAUUGGGUGCCCUGCGUCUGGUUCUCCAACCUGGCUGCGCAGGCCCGGCGCGAGGGCCGCAUUCGCGACAACAGUGCCCUUAAACUGCUGCUCGAGGAGCUGAAUGUGUUUCGGGGCAAGUGUGGAAUGCUCUUUCACUACGACUGGAUCAGCGUACCCCUUGUCUAUACCCAGGUGGUGACCAUAGCUGUGUACAGCUACUUCCUGGCCUGCCUGAUCGGUCGCCAGUUCCUGGACCCAGCUCAGGGCUACCAAGGUCACAGCCUGGACCUGUGCGUGCCCAUCUUCACCCUGCUGCAGUUCUUUUUCUAUGCAGGCUGGCUCAAGGUAGCGGAGCAGCUCAUCAAUCCCUUCGGAGAGGACGACGAUGACUUUGAGACCAACUUUCUGAUCGACCGCAACUUCCAGGUGUCGAUGCUGGCCGUGGACGAGAUGUACGACGACCUGGCCAUGCUGGAGAAGGAUCUGUACUGGGAUGCAACCGAGGCUCGCGCCCCCUACACCGCGGCCACUGCGUUCCUGCUGCAGCAGCCCUCCUUCCAGGGCUCCACCUUCGAUAUCACGCUGGCCAAAGAGGACAUGCAGUUCCAGCGGCUGGACGGCGUGGACGGGCCGCUGGGCGACGCGCACGGCGACUUUUUGCAGCGCCUCCUGCCGGUGGGGGCGGGCGUGACCGCAGGAGGCCUCCUGGGCCGGCGCCUGUCCUUAAUGCGCCGCAAGAACAGCUGCGUGUCCGAGACGUCCACAGCCACCAGCUGCGCGUGCGCAGGCGCCCCCGACGGCGCGGCCCCGGAGUGCGGGUGCGGGGACCCGCUGGUGGACGCCGGCCUGCGGGAGCCAGAGCCGGAGCUCCCAGCUGGCCCCGAGCUGCCCGUCCUGGGGCCCGCCGCCGCCGAGCCCUUCACCACUGUGCCUAUGCCCGCGCCCCGGGGGCCGGCUCCACCCUGGCUGCCCAGCCCCAUUGGCGAGGAGGAGGAGAGUCUAGCCUGAGGCCCUCAGGCCCAGGACCCCCAAGGACAGGGACACUAACUCGGACAGGGCACGCAGGCAGCAGUACGGGUCUGCAUAAGCCGCGUGUGGACUCCACCGGUUCCCACUUCCUGCGCACCAGCCUUCACGUCUGGCACUGGGGCUUGGAGCGCCCCCCGUGGGACGGGCACAGGGCUAAGGGUGGGGGGGAGUCUUUCAGUUUCUUUAACAGCCCGUCCUCCCCACCAGCUCCACUUCCCUCCCUCAGCUGCCUUGAUUCUUUCCUUAAAAUGGAGAUGCGAGUGCCUACCUCAGUGAGUUGUGGGGAUGAAGUGACGGUCUUGAAAGUGUUGAUACCUAAUAGGUGCUCAAUAAAAUGUUAGUGGUUUUUA